AGGAUUCUUAGCUGCACGCACUCCACACAUGGGAUCCAUUUUGGGGCUCUCGGGGGUCUCGCUUCGCUUGCCCCCAACCUGAAGGGAGUUAAGAUAGCCUAUUCCCCUGUUCCAAGCACCAUAGAGCGCGGGGUCACGCCAGAACAGAACAACCCACACGAGACAUGUCAAAACAUACGUUGUAGACAAAGAUAAUAGACGAAUGCUAUUAUUCUUUUUAGAUCUUAGAUAUCAUUUCUGUCAGAGCUUUGCCGACGAACGGCACGGGGAUGUGUGGGAUGCAAGUUGAUUCAGCCCUCUCAUCCCAUCUCCUACUCGAAGGAAGCGUGGGACUCUUUUGACUGCUGCAUGUUCUCCCAGCCAAUCACCAGCUCUCCACGCCCUUUUGUCUUCCCUUCCCUCCCGUCAGCUCUAUUUCGCGUUUCCGGCCAGUCCACAUGUCCUCCCGUGCCAAUCGCUCUCUUGGGGGCAACUCUGCUGUGUAAAUCGCCAAACGUUUAUCCGACCAUGUGCCGUCCGCGUGUCCGGCUUCGGCCCAGCUACUCUCCCACAGCCAUCAUCAUGACAGCUGCACUGCGCUUCCCGGCCGGUUGAUCGACUAUGAGCAACAUGUCAUAGAUUCUCUUUCGCCAUCCCAUCCAGUGCAUCAAUCAUGCAUAGCUCACCAACAUUCCGCCGCCCGCAUAGUGCUUUUUGAACAAAGUCUUGUCCGCUAUGAAUUGGCAGUCUUGGUAUUCCGAUGUUGCUCCACUUGUCUUUCCGAUCCCUCGGCCGGUUGGCUCUCAGUGCUCGUGUGUUCCGUGAGAUGCGAAUCGGAUCUGCGCUUGAGGAUCUGGCCAAUGGGAGAUAGGUUGUACCUAUUGCUUUUACCAAUGUGUAUUUAGUUAUGGUAUGCUGAGUCUAAUCUUUAUAUGGAUCGC
Molecule: messenger RNA, 920 nt
Organism: Aaosphaeria arxii CBS 175.79
Lineage: Eukaryota; Fungi; Ascomycota; Dothideomycetes; Pleosporales
Exons: 1
Coding region: 349-594 (81 amino acids)
Source: RefSeq, a predicted model, not a curated record